Messenger RNA from Solanum dulcamara, 1445 nucleotides. Its product is annotated as probable sugar phosphate/phosphate translocator At2g25520. The coding region runs from base 122 to 1177 and encodes 351 amino acids. The transcript has a single exon. NCBI's taxonomy places the organism in Eukaryota, Viridiplantae, Streptophyta, Magnoliopsida, Solanales, Solanaceae. Gene Ontology annotation, cellular component: endosome; Golgi apparatus; trans-Golgi network. The record is from RefSeq and is a predicted model, not a curated record. Gene Ontology annotation, molecular function: antiporter activity.
CCUCUUCCCCCAUUCUUCACUUUCCCCUCUUGUCAAACUCUGCAAGACUCCAAAACUCUCCCAAUUCUACACCUCCCCCGCCCUCCGGCCCCCCUUUCAUCACCACCGCCACCAUCAAAAAAUGGGGAAAGGCUCUGCCUUGUCGAACGGAGUAGUGAAGAAGAUCAUCCUUUCCUAUACCUAUGUAGCAAUCUGGAUCUUCCUCUCCUUCACUGUUAUUGUUUACAACAAAUACAUUCUUGACCGCAAGCUCUAUGGCUGGCCCUUUCCCAUCUCUCUAACAAUGAUCCAUAUGUCCUUUUGCUCAUCUUUAGCUUUCCUCCUUGUUCGUGUUUUCAAAGUUGUUGAGCCUGUUUCCAUAUCUCGUAAUGUUUACCUCACUUGCAUACUUCCCAUUGGUGCACUUUACUCCGUUUCCCUUUGGCUCUCAAACUCUGCUUACAUUUACCUUUCUGUUUCCUUCAUACAAAUGCUCAAAGCCCUUAUGCCUGUUGCUGUUUAUACCAUCGGGAUCUUGUUCAAAAAGGACACUUUUAACAACUCCACCAUGGGUAACAUGAUGGCAAUUUCAGUUGGUGUUGCUAUUGCUGCUUAUGGUGAAGCAAAGUAUGAUUCUUGGGGUGUUCUUCUUCAGUUGCUUGCUGUUUUAUUUGAGGCUACUAGGCUGGUUAUGAUCCAGAUCUUGUUGACUUCAAAGGGUAUUAGUUUUAAUCCAAUUACUUCUCUCUACUAUGUUGCUCCUAGCUGCUUGGUUUUCUUGUCAAUUCCUUGGAUUUUUGUGGAGCUUCCAAUUUUGAGACAGAGCUCGAGUUUUCAGUUUGAUUUUGCUAUUUUUGGGACUAAUUCAUUGUGUGCCUUCGCCUUGAACUUGGCUGUGUUCCUCUUGGUGGGAAAGACUUCAGCUUUGACUAUGAAUGUUGCUGGGGUUGUCAAAGAUUGGCUUCUUAUUGCAUUUUCUUGGUCAGUCAUUAAGGACACUGUGACUCCAGUGAAUCUAAUUGGUUAUGGAUUGGCUUUCUUGGGAGUUGCAUACUAUAAUCAUAAGAAGUUACAGGCAUUGAAGGCAAAGGAAGCACAGAUGAAAGCUCAGCAAGCUGAUGAAGAAGCAGGGAGAUUGUUGACUGAGAGAGACUCUAAUGGAUCAAUUGAUGGAAAGAAGGGUGAUUCACAGGCCUAAUUGAAUCUGAGACAAAAGGGUAUCAAAUAAAUCUUAUGAACACGAGGGUGAGAAGCAUUAGAUUUGGGGUUUUUCUUCAAGUUGACUUGUGCUUUUCAAAUGGAUCUUGGUGUGUCUGUGGAUGAUCUAUUACUGUUCUUGGGGAUAGAUCAUUUCCAUUUCAUACCUAAGGUUGUUUAGGAUAUCCACAUUUCUUUGUUUACACUGCAGAUUCAAUUUAUGUAUCUUAUUACUAGUAGAUUUAAGAUCUCAGAUACCCUUCCUUAUA